This is a messenger RNA of Petromyzon marinus (sea lamprey), 1666 nucleotides long. Its product is annotated as L-serine dehydratase/L-threonine deaminase-like. NCBI's taxonomy places the organism in Eukaryota, Metazoa, Chordata, Hyperoartia, Petromyzontiformes, Petromyzontidae. Gene Ontology annotation, molecular function: L-serine ammonia-lyase activity; pyridoxal phosphate binding; threonine deaminase activity. The record is from RefSeq and is a predicted model, not a curated record. Gene Ontology annotation, biological process: L-threonine catabolic process; L-serine catabolic process.
GGCAGGUUUUUUUGCGGAGGCUCGGGGCAAAAUUCCAGAGGAGGUCCGCCACCCUUCUCUCUCCCCUCCCUCCUCUCUCUGGGGGCUUUCUGGGCAGGUGGGUGGAGAGAGAUGGGUGGAGAGAGGCGGGGCUACAACGCUCGCUCUGGCUCCAGGAACACAGCUCGCUCGCUCGCAACUUCUGCGGCCGUCUGCAACGAACGCUCUUCCUUCCAUUCGAUGUUUCGAAAGCCGUCGGAGCGAUGCACCGCUAAAUCAUCUCGAUCGAAAACGCAUUUCUUUACAACUGAUUGUUUUGUUUAGUUUCCUCCCCCCACCCACCCCCCACACGAUCCCCUUCACCACCUCCGAUCGGCACGGUUGGCCACGUACGUUGCGAAAGAAGUUCAACACAAACACACGCGCGCGCACGCACGCGCGCAGCGGCGACCGGCGUUUUGGCAUUAACGCACGGAACCCCCGGGUGGACCCCCGGUGGGCCCCCCCCCCCCCCCGCACGAUGGACGGUGUCCCUGCGACCCCGCUGCACCAGCAGACGCCUCUGCGGGAGAGUCCGCGCCUCUCGGCCGUGGCCGGAGUGGACGUGCUGCUCAAGCUGGAGAACGCGCAGCCCGGCGGCGGUUCAUUCAAGAUCCGCGGCGUGGGGCUGCUCUGCCAGAGGGCCUCGGCGCUCUGGCACGCCGCUGGCGGCCUCGGUGGCGGCCUCGGCGGCGGCGGCCUCGGCGGCGGCCUCCACUUCGUCUGCUCCUCCGGCGGCAACGCGGGCAUGGCCACGGCGUACGCGGCGCGCAGGCUCGGAGGGCGCUCCACCGUCUUCGUGCCGCGCUCCACCGCAAGCUCCACCAGAGAGCGGCUGCAGGAGGAGGGCGCCUCCGUGCAGGUGGUGGGGGACGCGUGGGACGAGACCAACGUGCACGCGCUGCGCGUGGCGACGGAGGGGGGCGAUGGCUGCUGCUACGUUCACCCCUUCGACGACCCCCUCCUGUGGGAGGGCCACGCCAGCCUGGUGCACGAGCUCAAGGCGACCCUGGCGGCCGGCUCCAAGCCCGGGGCCGUCGUCGUGUCCGUGGGCGGCGGCGGCCUCCUCUGCGGGGUGGUGCGGGGGCUCAGGGAGGUGGGCGGCUGGGGGGACGUGCCCGUCAUCGCCGUCGAGACGGAGGGGGCGCACAGCCUGCACGCCGCGCUGAGCGCGGGGGAGCUCGUCACGCUGCCGGCCAUCACCAGCGUGGCCAAGACCCUGGGUGCGAAGCGCGUGGCCGAGCAGGCGUUUACGCUCGCCCGGGAGCACGUGGUCUUCUCCGAGGUCGUCUCGGACCGUGACGCCAUCGACGCCGUGCAGAGGUUCCUGGACGAUGAGCGGAUGCUCGUGGAGCCGGCGUGCGGAGCCGCUCUGGCCGCCGUCUACUCGGGGGCGGUGCGCCGCCUCGUGGCCGAGGGGCGGCUGGGCCCGCUGCCUGGCCCCGUCGUGGCGGUGGUGUGCGGGGGGAGCGGCGUCACGCUGGGGCAGCUCCGCGAGUGGAGGGAGCAGCUGGGCAUGGGCCCCGAGUGAAUUAAGUAAAACUUAUAUUCUUAGCUCUUUCGGUAAUGUCACGUUGAAGGGAAACAAUAAAAUAUAUUUUAUUGUUUUAUGUGUAUUUUAUUACUUUAUUGUUUCCCUUCAACGUGA